UCUCCUCCCUGCUUUGAAAUUUAUCUGGAUUAGUGAACUAUUUUCCCUUCAUUGUUAUCAAAUUUGAAGCAACGUUCUGGCAGGAGAACAAGAUGUCACGGAAAAGCGUUCGAGGCUGCUUCUCUUUGAAGAUAUGGACAAAACUUUUUUUCAAAAACACAUGCUGCCAGUGUGCUUCUUCUGACACUGAAAUUCAAAAUGAAGAGAUGGAGAGGAGAGGAAAAGUAAAGAAAAGAAAGAGGAAAAAUGAAAAUAAACGAGUGAUCAUCUCCAAUUUGCCCUUUGGAAGAAAGAAGUGGAAGGAAAAUCCAAACAGACACUAUGACUGUAAUGAAAUUAAGACUACAAAAUACACCCUCUUGACUUUCCUCCCUAAAAAUAUCUCUGAACAGCUUCACCGCUUCGCCAAUAUUUAUUUUGUGGCCAUCGCUCUCCUGAAUUUUGUGCCAGUGGUUAAUGCUUUCCAACCAGAAGUUUCCGUGAUCCCAAUUUGUGUUAUAAUGGCUAUUACAGCCAUUAAAGAUGCUUGGGAGGACUUUCGGCGGUACAAAUUGGACAAAGAAAUCAAUAAUAUGGGCUGUUACAUUUACAGCAGGGAAGACCAUGCCUACAUUGAGAAGCGCUGGAAAGAUGUCCAAGUGGGGGACUUUGUGCAGCUGCGGUGCAACGAGACCAUCCCAGCUGACAUCCUCUUGCUCUACUCCUCCGACCAGAAUGGGAUUUGUCACUUGGAAACUGCCAACCUUGAUGGGGAGACCAACCUCAAACAACGACGAGUUGUAACAGGCUUCUCCGGCCAGAAUGCUCCUUUUGAACCAGAGCUUUUUGAGAACAUCCUCAUCUGUGAAACGCCUAACAACGAUCUCAAUAAAUUCAAAGGGUAUAUGGAACAGCCAAAUCUUGAACGGAUUGGUUUUAGCACUGAAAGCCUUUUGCUUCGUGGAUGUACAAUUAGAAACACCGAGGUUGCAAUAGGAAUUGUUGUAUAUGCAGGUCAUGAAACUAAGGCCAUGCUAAAUAACAAUGGUCCUCGUUACAAACGCAGCAAAAUAGAACGACGGAUGAAUAUGGAUAUUUUCUUCUGUGUGGGACUUCUGCUUGCAAUGUGUCUUGUUGGAGCAGUAGGCCAUGGCAUUUGGAGUGGAAACUUCUCAGAGCAUCCACCUUAUGAUGUCCCAGAUGUGAAUGGCAAUUAUCUGUCUCCAGUUGUUGCUGGUUGCUACAUGUUCUUGACUAUGAUAAUCCUGCUGCAGGUUUUAAUCCCCAUUUCUCUCUAUGUGUCCAUUGAAUUAGUCAAGUUGGGCCAAGUCUUUUUAAUUCACAAUGAUAUUGACCUAUAUGAUGAAGAAGCAGAUUUGCCCAUACAGUGUCGAGCCUUAAAUAUCACUGAAGAUCUCGGACAAAUCCAGUAUAUCUUCUCAGACAAAACUGGGACACUCACAGAGAACAAAAUGGUAUUCCGACGCUGUACUGUUGACGGAAAUGAGUUUUCACAUCAGGAAAAUGCCAGACGUCUGGAAACUCACAAGGAGUUGGAUUUAGAUGAUGAGGACUUCGCAAAACUUCAGCACUUCACUCUUCCUUCCAUGAAUAUUGAGCAACCAGCCACUUAUAAACAGAGGACCGUAAGACCUUUAAGGAGGUGCCAGAGUGCUAGGGCUCGUUUUCAAGGCCAUGCAAGGCAGAAGUCACUCGGUCGUCGUGACAGCAACCAGUCUCAAGUGGCAUUCAGCAGUACCAUUGAAAAGGAUGUGGCUCCUGAUAGCAGGCUGUUGAGGAGAGUGAGAGAAGCUGCACUCCAGACUGAAAAUCUGUCUCCAUUUACACACAUGAAGACUGCCACAUCCCUUACUGACUUUUUUCUUGCCCUUGCCAUCUGUAAUACAGUUGUGGUCUCCACGGCUACAGAGCCAAGACAAAGGGUUACAGUCCCACCACAAAUAAAACCUUCAGGAAUCACCCUGGAGAGGAUUCAUCAGAUAUUCCAGCGGCUAAAAUUAGCAAGUCUCAGUCAAUCUUUUGCAUCAUCUCAGUCUAGUUCAGAUCUUGGAGCUAGCUUUAGUGCAAAGAGCCCCGACGAGCGCCUUGCCGCGCUGGAUUGCUGCGAUAACGACGAUGACUGCUACGGCGGUAAUGGGAAGGGCAGCACGGAUAUUGGCAGUGCUUCCUUGGAUGAGGUUUUUAAAUCUGUUUCUCACAGUUCUUUGCCACCAGAAUUUUGUUAUGAGGCUGAGAGCCCAGAUGAGGCAGCUCUUGUCUAUGCUGCCCAGGCAUAUAGUUUUACCUUAGUGUCCCGGACUCCAGAGCAGGUGACCGUGCGGUUGCCACAAGGCACCCUCCUGACUUUCGACAUUCUCUACACCUUGGGAUUUGAUUCAGUAAGGAAAAGGAUGUCAGUAGUGGUGAGACACCCUAUAACCAAGGAGAUCAUCGUCUACACAAAAGGAGCUGACUCUGUUGUAAUGGACUUACUGGAAGACCCCGUCAAAGCUGACCUUAACACACAGAAAAGAAUGAGAAGAAUAAGAGAUAAAACACAGAAGCACCUGGACUACUAUGCCCGUGAUGGCCUACGAACUCUGUGCAUAGCUAAGAAGAUCUUGAACGAAGAUGACUUUCAAAAAUGGGCCAAUUUUCGUCGUGAGGCCGAAGCUGCGAUUGACAACAGAGAUGAGCUGUUAAUGGAGACUGCGCAGCACCUGGAGACCAAACUCACCUUGCUAGGAGCAACAGGGAUUGAAGAUCGGCUGCAAGAGGGAGUGCCUGACACUAUUGCAGCUCUUCGAGAAGCUGGGAUACAAAUCUGGGUGUUGACAGGAGACAAACAGGAAACAGCAGUUAACAUUGCAUAUUCUUGUAAACUUCUGAACCAAAGAGACACUGUCUUUACCAUUAACACUGAAAAUAAGGAAACUUGUGAAUCUCUCUUGAAUUUAACCUUGGAAGAAGUGAGGAAGAGUUAUGAUGUUGAAAAACCACGGAGGAAAUUUUUUGGCAUUAUCCCAACAUCUUUAUCAGUCUCUGGGGCCCCCUCUCCUGAAUUUGGACUGGUGAUUGAUGGAAGAACGCUGAAUGUCAUCUUCCAAGGGGGCCUGGAAAAGACGUUCCUGGCCCUGACGAAGCACUGCCGCUCGGUCCUCUGCUGCCGCUCCACGCCUCUCCAGAAGAGCAUGGUAGUCAAGCUAGUCCGGAGGCAGCUUAAAGUGAUGACACUGUCAAUAGGGGACGGGGCAAAUGAUGUCAGUAUGAUUCAAGCAGCUGAUGUUGGAAUCGGAAUAUCUGGCCAAGAAGGCAUGCAGGCUGUGAUGGCUAGUGACUUUGCAAUAUCCCGAUUUAAGCAUCUCAAAAAACUACUUCUCGUCCAUGGACAUUGGUGUUAUGCUCGCCUGGCAAAAAUGGUGAUUUACUUUUUCUACAAGAAUGUGAGCUACGUCAACUUGCUCUUCUGGUACCAGUUCUUCUGUGGGUUCUCCGGUGCUACCAUGAUAGAUUAUUGGCAAAUGAUCUUUUUCAAUCUCUUCUUCACCUCGAUGCCCCCUAUUCUCUUUGGAAUCCUCGACAGAGACAUUUCUGCAGAAACACUUCUAGGUUUGCCUGAAUUAUACAAGAAUGGGCAGAAUUCAGAGAUAUACAAGCUGUCAACUUUUAUUGUUACAAUGUUGGACGCCUUCUAUCAGAGCCUUGUUUGCUUCUUUGUCCCUUAUUUGACGUACAAGGGCUCUGACAUAGAUGUGUUUACCUUCGGGACCCCCAUCAAUACCAUCUCCCUCCUCACCAUUCUCUUGCACCAGGCUUUAGAAAUGAAAACAUGGACGGUGUUUCACUGGGUCACGAUGAUUGGGAGCGUGGUGCUUUACUUCAUCUUCUCAGUGGUCUACAAUGCUGUCUGCGUGGUCUGCAACCCUCCCACCACCCCCUACUGGAUUAUGGAAAGGCAUCUUUCAGACCCUACCUUCUAUUUAUUGUGCCUCAUUACCCCAGUCAUUGCACUCUUACCAAGGUACUUUAUUUUUGCCCUACGAGGAACCUUUGGAGCAUCUCUGAUUCUGAAAGCUCAGCAACUAGAUAAACUUCCUAAAGAGCAACAAGAUAUUGAAAUCCAGAAAUGGAGGUCAAGAAAACAAACUACUUCUGAUGAACCCAUAGCAUCACCAGCGUCUAAUGAUGACCUUGACCGAACCAUCAACCACUUAUGUGUUUCACCAUUUCUGCAUCCAGCAUCAGCAGCUGUGUCUCAUGGGGACCCAGAUAGCCAGGGACCUUCCACCUCUGAAAUGAAUCCUCUCAGGAAAUGGACACCUGAAGAAGGUAAUUAUUUCUUUAAUAGGUGGGCACAGGAAGAAUCUACUGCUACAGACUCCUCAGCAGGACCUUUCUCUGGCCAUUACCCCCUUGUUCCCAAUAGGGUAGCAUCUCCUGGGCAGGAUGCUAGCAAACUAACUAGAGAUAAUGCUAAAAAAUUUAACCACGGAAGCCAUCGACGAUCUGUGAGUGCAGUGACACUUUGAAGAAAUACGCAGAAAUGGGAUUCCUUUACUGGACGCAGUAUCUCUGCUGUGCAAGCCACGUGGAGAAACAUACCUUAAGGAAAACAGAAUGUCUAUUUAUACUUAACCAUGGUGCUCUUUACAAAAGGAGAGAGAGAAAUUUGGAGAUACGAACCUGCUGGAGUAUUGCAAUAUGAUCUCCAAUAUAUAACUUCUCCCAAGCACACACAUUGUCUGGGUUUGUUAUUAGAUGUCUUCUUGUUUCAGUAGUGUAAUGUCAUACGAGCAUCACACAAUUGCUUAGAAAUGUACAGUUUUGCACAAAAUUACUUUCUUUCAUCAAGGAACAUUUUUCUAUCACAGUAAUGGUGAAUAAUUGCAUUAGUGGUGUUGCAAUGCUAUUGUAUAAGCAGUAUAGAAGUAAUAGUAAGGGAACCCAUUCUACGUUAAACUAAGUCUUGGAGCAACAUAUCCUAUUCUAACUUUUAAUAUCAAAGUCUUAAAAGGACCUAACCAACUUAAAAAUUACAGUUCCACCAAAAAAGUUGUUGCCUCCUAAUGCUAAAAGUAGCUCCAGAAUAACAGUAGCUGAAAGAGACUAGAAAUUUUCCCUUUUUAAUAUAUAGACUUUGUACAUAUAACUGUAUCAAGUAUAGAGUCUGUUUUCCCUCCACAGUAAGCUCUAUGUAUUUAUGCAGGUUUGACCUGAUACUGUUAAGAAAAGUAGAAAACAGUUUACGAAAUAGAAGAAUGGAAAUACCAAACUACAAAAACUGGCAGGAUAACGCAAGGAUAAGUGAAGUCUGCUUCUUCAUACCUACAAACAUAGACAGAUAUAACUAGUCCAAUUCCAAUUCAAGUAUCAAUAUUCUAGAAUUCUGAAUUCUCCCUGCUUCUCAUUUGGAAAUACAGUCUCUUCCUUCCCUUUCCUAUAUUAUUGUAUCAUUUUGCUGCAUUCAAUCCAGUUGCCAAUCAAGUAUAGAUCAUGCUCUUUCCCAUAGUUUUCCCACAGUUUCAUUCAGUAGUUUUUGGAGAUCUCAACUGGAAAUACAGUCUCUUCCUUCCCUUUCCUAUAUUAUUGUAUCGUUUUGCUGCAUUCAAUCAAGUAUUUAAGUUGUUAAUCAAAUAUAGAUCAUGCUCUUUCCCACAUUUUUCCCACAGUUUCAUUCAGUAGUUUUUGGAGAUCUCAAUGAUGGAGAUUUUCACAAGCAAUACAUGAAGGUAACUAAUCACAUUGCAGUAACUACAUGGUGUAGAAUGAGCAAAACAUGCUCUAAAUCAUGUAUAUUACUUCUAUUCAUCCUUUUCAUUAUCAGAGGGCAGCAAGAUGUAGGAAAAACAUAGAAUGUCACCAUCAUCACUACCUAUUGCAAUGCAAUGAAAGGUGAUUUUUAUAUUUCUUAUAGAAAUGUUGACUAGUAAGACCUUUUUCCACAUUUUUCUUCACUAUGUGGGGUGGAGUCCUAACCAUGCUUUAAACUCAAGCCAUCUGGACUUUUGUGGAUCUAUCACUGCCUCUGAUUUAAAUAUAUUUUUAGCCUUUUAUGUAUGUACUAUAAUUAUUAUUUUAGGUAAUUAUUUGCCACUUAUCACAAUGUAUGAAAUCCCUUUAGUACUCUGUUUAUCAAAUACUAAUUUACCUUCUAUGUGUUACAAUACUUACUGUGACUGGAAUCUUAAAGAUGUUACCUUAAAGCAACUCAAGCAAGACCAAGUAGCAUAUCUUCCGUUUGGAUUUCUGGUAGCCAGAGUGAGAGCACAUAUAUAACUGUAAUUGAUAAAGUGUUAAUUCUUAGCUGUAAGGCAAUUUAAAAAGAGAUUUUUUUGCAUGAUGUACAAAUGAAGGUAAUUAGACAAAGCUGAGAUUAUUCUUAACUGGCUGUAAGAUUUCUCAAACGUUUGUUCGCUAGCGAGGAGUGAACAUUGGAUGCCAAUACUUAAGAUCAAGUCUUUAUGUCUCGUAGCCAUGUUUUCACAUGAAAUAGUCAAUUUCCUUUGAACUUAAAGAAGAUGUCAAUUUCUUAUUAUAUAUUUUAUGAGAAAAUAAGAAAUGUUUUCAUAGUAAUAAAAUGUA
Messenger RNA from Struthio camelus australis, 6561 nucleotides. RefSeq names its product ATPase phospholipid transporting 10B (putative) (gene ATP10B). Gene Ontology annotation, cellular component: plasma membrane. The record is from RefSeq and is a predicted model, not a curated record. NCBI's taxonomy places the organism in Eukaryota, Metazoa, Chordata, Aves, Struthioniformes, Struthionidae. Gene Ontology annotation, biological process: phospholipid translocation. Gene Ontology annotation, molecular function: ATP binding; magnesium ion binding; ATPase-coupled intramembrane lipid carrier activity.